AUGUGCCGUAAGCGCAAGAUCAAGUGCGACCGUCGGAAACCUGCAUGCUCUAACUGCAUCAAAAGUAACUGUUCCCCAAAAUGUUUGUACGAACCAACUGUGUGGAUCUCAGGGAAUGAAACGGUUCCAAAGUCGGAAAAUUCACUGAACCCUGUCAUACCAAGCACUCCUAAUUCUUUGGUUAUGUCGCAAGAGUAUUAUGUCCCCACGAUUACCGAGUUCUAUGGGAAAAGAGACUACAUUAAUACCGGAAGUUCGAGAGAGGAAGCGUUGUGUGAAGAGAUCAGUUUAUUGAAAGAAAGCCUGCGAAAAUUGCAAAAAAAUACUGCCGUUAGAAGAGGAGCUACGAUCUGUUUUUUUAACAAGGUAGUCGACCCAUUUGCUACUUGGAAGAUGAAACGCAAGUUUCGAAAUGUUGGCGUUUUCUCAUGGUUGAGUUUGAUGAAAAAAGACAGACUAAUGUCGAUAGUGGCCAACAGGGCUACAAAAGUAGGCAAGACUGAACAAUCUAAGUUUUACGACGAACGCCAACAACUAAAUUCCAAACUAUUACGGAUUUUCGACAAUGGAUCUCCCAGGUAUUUUGUAAAACAGGUUCCUCACCCAAUUUGCUUAUCUGGAGACAUAGCAUCGGUAAGGCCAGUUAUUGAGAGGAUCAGCAGCACUCUACCUCCGAUGGAUAUAGUGGAUAUGCUGGUGGAUAGAUUGGCCUACCUUACGGUGGAAGUUAAAUCAAAGACAACAGCCACACUUACCGAAAAAGAAACACAGAUUUUGAACUUCCCUAUUGGGUUGAGUUAUAUUACACAUUCCAGGAGUAUUUUGGACUACUGCAACUAUUUGAGGAAACCAGAAUUAGAAACCAUUCAAGCUCUCCUAUUGUUGAAAUCCUACUACACAUGGUGUCCAGCAGAAACUGAAGGUAUCGCUGAUUCCGAAUCAAAUAUCCUGAUGGCUGUUAUUGUUCAAAGUGCUUUUGAUGUUGGACUGAAUGUAAAUUCGAAUGCUUUGUUCAUCCACACCGACAAUGAGUCUCAUCUGAGAGUGCUCCAGUUAUGGAAAAAGAUCUGGGCAUCCAUCUUGAAUAUUGAGCAUCGCAGGGCAUUCACUCAAGGUGUUAGUAUCAGAAUUGACGAAAAAGAUUAUGAUUCUCUGUUACCCAAUUUUGAUUCUACGUUAUCCAACAACUCAGACAUAAACGUAGAGAGAUGCACCAUUGAUCACAUAUGGGAUCGUCAGAAAUUCAAUCCAAUGAUCAGAGACCUGAUCGAUCUUUCUGUGAAUAUCAAAAAGGAUCCAUUGGUAUCCGAUAUUGUAGAUUGGUGUGAAAAAUGGGAGGCUAGUGUGCACAAAUUUAAUUCUAGAACUUCUCAUAGAAGCCAGCCUCUAGCCAAGGUUGAUAAUACCAUUUUACAGUUGGAAGCGGCGACUCUGCUCUUCGUGCUGUUGCAUCAUCUUUUAUACCAUGCUCAAAAUGCCAAUGAUCCAGAGAAUUACCUGAUUUAUACAAAGAAGCUGUUCGAGCUGGUUCAAAAGAUGUACCAACUGGUGGUCGAUUUUUUAAAGUCGUUAACAGACAAUCCUCCAGACUGUUUUUUCCUUGUAAUUACUUCAGUUGAAAGGGCAGUUAUAGCGUCAUUGUAUUUCUAUCGGCAUGUGUCACUGAACCUUCUUUUCUAUUUGGAUUUGGUAAACGAUGCCCAGUACAGGUCGUCUGCAAAUGCAUUAUAUGAAAAAGUGGACAAGAAUUUUCAGUGUCUAGUAACUUUGAGUGCUGACUUGAGCCGUGUCUCAUAUACAUCUUUUCGGUUUUGGGGCAUGACCAAAUUUGUCUCGAUAGUUCAGAACGAUCCUAUAGAAAGAAGCCAUAUCUACGAUCAAACGGACAACAUUUCUGCGCUCAUCCAGUUCUCCAAGUCGCUGGAAGCUCAUUUUGACGACAUUGCCGUCUGGGCGGACAACAAUGGAUUUGAUCCAGACUACCAACCGGUUUUCAAAACUGGAGACGACAGGAAACCCGUGACAAAACAAACUGCUUCGCCUUCAAGUAAGGAACCGUCUUUUGACCUUUUUACGGAUUUCUUUAACUUUGAAGGGCAGGAGGAGAGUUUCUUGUGGUCUGCGGACACCUAG
Molecule: messenger RNA, 2133 nt
Organism: Komagataella phaffii GS115
Lineage: Eukaryota; Fungi; Ascomycota; Pichiomycetes; Pichiales; Pichiaceae
Exons: 2
Coding region: 1-2133 (710 amino acids)
Biological process (GO): regulation of DNA-templated transcription; DNA-templated transcription
Cellular component (GO): nucleus
Molecular function (GO): DNA-binding transcription factor activity, RNA polymerase II-specific; DNA binding; zinc ion binding
Source: RefSeq, a predicted model, not a curated record